UCCACCACCCUGUUGAGGGAGCAGCUCACCCAAAAGGGAGCACCAUCGGCUCGGCAGCCGCCAGCAACACUCACACCCCGAUCUUGACGCCAGCCGCCGCACCUCCUCUUCCGCCUCCCCUUCCACCUUUCGGCGCACUCACGGACACACGGACACACGGACAUACAAAUCCAUCACCGCCCGCUCGCCCCUCUUGUCCUCGGUACAAGCGCCAUCCCGCACACACAGCUGCGCCAGUCGACUGGGCUUCUCCCCCUUUUCCCAGCCAUGCAGCGCCCCGGACAUCUAGCCCGGCGCCUGGCUCUGAUGGUGCUCCUUCUGGCCGGCGUGCUCCUGGCCGAGCAUGGUCGAGCGGCCGACGCACCCGACCGGGGAAUAGCCUCGCCCGCGGCCGACGCCGGUGACGAGAGCAUCGCCCUGCCGGACCUGCCGGACAGCUGGGACGACUGGCUGCACUGGAUCCGGACAUGGCCGCCGGUGGACCAACUACUGGAGGAUCUUGGCGCCUUGCGUCUGACACGCAUCAUGGGCCUGCCGGACCCGCGGGUGGCGGCCAAAAACUCCCCUUGGGGCGUGGGGCACCUGGACCUCGCCGAACGCGGCAUCAUCAGCCCCCUGCCGGCACACGCAUCCCAGUGGCUCGCGAGCACCGUACGCUUCCAAGGCCAUCUGGCCCGCGAUGAGCCGCUCCACUUGCUACCCCACAUCUGCGCGCACAACGCCUAUGGCAGCUAUUCGCGGCUCGCCUCCCGCACGCGCUUUUGGAUCCAAUCCCCCCUCCUCGGCGGCGGGGUCAUCCCUCACAAUCAGGUCCUUUCUCUGACUGAGCUGCUGGAGGUUGGCGUCCGGCGCCUGGAGCUGGAUGUGCAUUACGUCCCGGGGCUGCUGCCCCACGCGCCCGGGCUGGAGCCCCUGCGCCUGUGCCACGGCGGCCGAGCUGCCGCACAGUUGUGCCCCGCCGUGGUUGGAGCGUUUCCCAUGCUGAGUUGCCGGGAUCUGACCGGCUACUUUGACCUUGGGCACCACACCGGCUGCACGCCGGAGUCCCAAUCGUGGCACGGCGGCCUCCAGGAGAUUGCCUCGUGGCUGAAGGACCCGCGCAACAGGGAUGAGAUUGUCUUCCUGGAGAUCGAGGACAUCAUGCAGGGCGCCAGCGAGGAGGAGUUCCUGGGCCCGCUUUUGGCGGCCUUCACCUCCGGGGUAGGCGGGACCCCGGGCGACAUGCUCUUCCGGCCGGCGGAUCUGGCAGCCUGGCAAGCGACCCAGAUCUCGUCGGCAACUGCCAUGCAGCACUGGCCGUCGCACAAUCAGCUCCGACAGAUGGUCCCCCACGCCCGGGUGGUGUUCUUCGGCCCGAGCUCCGAGGUGAACUCUCUCCACCGGCGCUGGCCAGAGACUCGGGUGUGGAUGCACAACCUGGAGCCGGCAUUCGACUAUCCAGACAACAUGGUCAAGGAACAUGAAUCCCGGGGCGGAUGCACGCUGGAGCAAUUCCGGAGGGCGGCUGCGGGGCAAGCCGUCGCCGGGACCCCGGCGAGCAAGCACACUCAAGAGGCCCUGCUCUUCGAUCGAAUCUACGAAGACCGGACCAAGGUGUCGAUCAACAUCGUGCGCAACAACAUCGUCGACUAUGUGGGCCGGCGCGAUGUCGGCAUGCUCACACCGACCCUGGUGACCGACAUCAUGCAGUGCCGGGCGUCUGCAUGUGCCGAUCAUCUUACCGAGCAGCGGGUGGCCCAGCAGUACGUGUGGUCCUUUGCGCCGGGACAUGGGCAUCGUGCCUGCCGGCCCGGGGGCGUGCACACUGCCAUGGUUUUGGCCGGCUGGGCGGCCGUCGGCCCGGAAUUUGCUGCCCUCGAGACGGACUACCCGGCGGCGCCGAGAGCCCUGACCGAGGGCCAGCGCCUGGCCCUGUCUCGCGCUCUUGGGUCUGCGGUGGGCCGGCGCCUGACGCACAUCGGUGGCCUGGAGGUGGAGGAACUGGCCAUCGUGCCGGCCGGCCGCUGGGUCACCAUCGGGACCCAUGCCAAGGGCGCCGCGACGGCCAUCCAGCGGGAGGUGUCCGACCCGCUGGCCCUGCCGGUAGCCUGCCGCAACAGGGUCUCCGGCGAGUGGCAUCUCACCACGAAGCAUCACCGUGCCAGCGACAAUCGAGCAAAUGCAUGCGAAGAGCUCGCCCGGCAGAUCGGCAUCGGGCCGAAGUUGCUGGUCGCCGCCUAUCCAACGACACCGCACGAGAACCGUCUGCUGAUUGAGGCGGCUGCCAGCUCGGACGUGGCCAUCGGCAUGGUCUGGAUCGGCACCCCGGUGAUCGACAUCACGCUCGCCGAGGCCAGUCGCAUCCGCCAGGACGCCAGUCACGAAUGCCACACCCGGUGGAGCGACAUCUUCCCCUCCGAGGGUCUGUUGACCUUUCGCGAAGCGUCCGAGGUUCUUCAGCUGCAGGCCAACUCCGCCAGGCCUUCGAUCGCCGGGGCUUCAGUGCGUCUGAUCUCCCUGGCUCGGCUGCAGGAGGCCCUCUCGCGUGGGGCGUCCUUCCUGGCGACGGCCGCCGCAUCGCUCAAUGGUCCGGCAAGGCAGCAGCAGCAGCACCAUCAACAAAAGUCCCAGUCCAUGGCUGGAGCCGCGAGUGACGCCGUGUCGGCCGCCGUCCUCCGGGACCUUGAGGCCACUUUGCGGUACUUUGUUCUGCAGCAGCGACCGCCCGGCCUGGCGGAGGCAGCCAAACUGUCGACCAUCGACCCGGCCCCUGGGCAGGGGGAACAACCGGACGCCGGGAAGUCCUCCUCAUGGGUGGGAGACCUUGUCGGCGCUCCAUCGGAACUUCUCCUGUGGGCUGGCCUGCUGGUGGCCUUGGCCCAGUCCUCGUUUACACUCCUUCUCUGAGCCGGGCAAAUGACCGGCGGGCAGGGAACCCAUUCGCUGAGCGAGGGGUUGGGUGAGCCGAGCGCCGAGGAGGACCUGUUGCAUGUGCCGACUAGAGGGCCUACGGUGACAGUCUUGCCUCGGCGUGGGGAUUGCUCUCAGAGCAGCCGCGCCACCAAGUAGGCCGGAUUACCGACGAGCACACCCAAUCACACACACACACACACACA
Fonticula alba is the source of this 3095-nucleotide messenger RNA. RefSeq lists its product as hypothetical. The transcript is spliced from 9 exons. Gene Ontology annotation, molecular function: phosphoric diester hydrolase activity. The coding region runs from base 268 to 2886 and encodes 872 amino acids. The record is from RefSeq and is a predicted model, not a curated record. Lineage: Eukaryota; Rotosphaerida; Fonticulaceae. Gene Ontology annotation, biological process: lipid metabolic process.